Molecule: messenger RNA, 2061 nt
Organism: Metarhizium brunneum ARSEF 3297
Lineage: Eukaryota; Fungi; Ascomycota; Sordariomycetes; Hypocreales; Clavicipitaceae
Source: RefSeq, a predicted model, not a curated record
AUGUCUGAUAAGGAUCGGAUUGCGGAACUCGAAAGGUUGCUAGCGCGCAAGGACCAAAAAGACAAGGAAUUUAAAAGGUCGCUAGAGGAAGAGAGACGCAAGAACGAGGAAGAGAAGCGUAAAAACGAGGAAGAGAAACGUAAAAAUGAGAAAAAUAAACGCAAGAAUGAGGAAGAUAAACGCAAGAAUGAGGAAGAUAAACGUAAGAAUGAGGGAGAGAGACGCAAGAACGAAGAGGAGAGACGCAAGAACGAAGAGGAGAGACGCAAGAACCAAGACUCCACGCUGUCAGAGUACUUGUAUAACUGUCACUUUCAUAUCUAUUUAAAGCUCCGUCUCCCGCCACCGGGCCAUGGCCUGCCGGUGCCCACAACGCCUGUCGACGGUAAAUUCUACCCAAAGCGGCUUCUCCCCUGGAGAACCUUUGCCCACCAGCGGGAACUACGAUUUAACGACCUCAGGGCGGCUUGCGCCCAGGAGCGGCGUUUUCUAUCGGAGCUGGAUACUAAGGUCAUUGGUAGACUGUUUGAAGAGAAUAUUGCUGAGUACAUAUCAGAUCUCUGGAAUUUCGAACGGUUCGCUAUCGAGCAACCAGUCGGGAACAUUCUCGCGCACAUCUGGGACGACAAGGAACUACGUGGGCGGUAUCCGUUUGCGGAUAUACGUGUGAAGAGCGCAGGGGAAAUGCUCGGGUUUGGUGAACACAUCAUCGCCAGGGAGACCAGGCCUUACGGCUUCGGUAUCCAAACGAGCCUGGACGGCAGUGAACACUACGCUUUCGUGUUUGAUUACCAGCACGAUUACGUGUGGUCCGUGGAGCAUCUCCAAGAGGCUCUUCAAAUGGAGACACUAUUCGAAGACGUCAACACCCGGGUGAUGAGCAAAUCAGACACAAGACAAGGCAAUGCUCAAGAGGCCUGGCAAGAGUACAUCGCCAGGAUCCUGAUACGGGUGUUCAACUUCAUGAUAAUCUAUGGGGUUUCGUAUGGCUAUGUCGCCGCCGGCAAGUUCUACGUUUUCCUUUACUAUGAUCCAACCGAGCCUCGGACACUGUAUCACCACCUGUGCGUGCCAGAAACCGUGGUGAGGGAUGCGGCGAGUGAGGACGACUGGUCCACAUACAUGUCCAAUACCGCAGUGGCCCAACUGGCCAGCUUUUGCCUUCAGAGCCUUCAAUCCGAGGCGGCCGAGGGCCCGGGCUUGGAGGCGUCGACGCAGGCUGCGAAGGAAUCAUUGGCCAUAUGGGGUCGGCAGGGCUACGCAUCCGAGGACGGCGAGACAAAGACUGGCGUCCACCGCGCAUACAACAAGCCUGCGAAGCAAUACUGUACGCAGGCCUGCCUGCUUGGUCUCAAGACGGGUCGUGACCUCGCUAACAACUGUCCCAACGUGCAAUUCCACCGUGCUGUCGGUGGAAACGAGCAGCACGCGAUCGACAUGGCUGAGUUCACCCGUCUCGUCGACGAGCAGCCUCGCAGGGACCCGUACGACUACUGCGAGUUGCUGUCCCCCUGGGGCACGUACGGGAGCACCGGGGUGCUCUUCAAGCUGGAGCUGGCACCCUACGGAUACACAUUUGUCGCCAAGGGCACCACGGCCACGCUCUUGUGCAGCCUGGAGCACGAGACAAAUGUAUACGAGAAGCUCCACCGGCUCCAGGGCGACGCGGUACCCGUGCAUCUGGGCUUGGUCGAGCUUCCCGGCGGUUACAUACUCCCUGGAGGCCUGAGAGCAGUCCAUAUGAUGCUCAUGUCUUGGGGGGGACAAACGGUCAAAGAGGAAAAAUCGCCAGGUUUGUCACUCGAGGUGCAGCGGUCCUCGGAAGCUGUUCGAAACGAGGGUAUUUACCACGAUGAUGUGCACGACGCCAACCUGCUCUGGAACGAGGAGCUGGGCCGGGUCGUGGUGAUAGACUUUGACUAUGCUAAGAUCUUGGAACCGCCUAAGCAUAAGACACUAGUUGAUCUCUCCAAGAAGGAGAGGAAAAGGGGUCAGAAGCGCGUGGUUGCAAACUGCUCUGGGAAAGCGAAGGUGCUAGACAGUCAUCCAGAGGCUGUAUAA